AUGUGGCUGAAGGCACUGGGUAUGGACCACAUCCAGUUCAUGAAUCUCCUGAAGGGGAAGCGCAUCAGUCUGACCGUGAAGAGCUUGUCCUACUCGGGAGUCGUUCAGCGAGUCAGCCCGGACAAAACCCUGCUUCUGUCGGACGUGAGUGACAGCAAUGGCUGCAAGAGCGCCGGAGAUAAGCUGUUCAUCGGUCAGGAGAUCAUGAACGGUGAGUUUCUCCACGCUGACAUUGAAGAUGUAGGUGAUGAGGAGGCCGUCGACCUUGAAAUCAUUGACGAGUUUAUCCAGAAGUUUGGCCCUGCUGUGUUGCACAUCAAGAAGCAGAGAGUGAUCGGGGUCGGCGCUGCAGGUGUGGAGAUGUAUAGAAACGGGAGAUUAUGCUGGCUGCUGAUUGCCACGAAAUACAAAGUGUACUUUUUUGACGUCCUCCAACUCGGGACCUGGGCGUUUAAAAACGGCCUCUCCAUGAUCCUGGAAAGCCGGCACAUAUUAAAGGUCAUUCAUGACUGCAGAUCCAUCGCUGGAUGUCUUAUAUCUCAGUUCGGAGUGAAGCUAGCCAACGUCUUUGAUACUCAGGUGGCAGACGUCCUGUGCUUCCGCUCGGAGACGGGCGGCUUCCUUCCCGACAGACUCAGUACCCUGGAAGAGACGCUCCGCCUCCGGCUGAAGGUGCCUCCGGACCAGCUCUCGUCUAUUCAGACCAAAUCUCAGCUCACCAAGGAGGAGCAGGAGGUGUGGUACACCCGGCCCUGUCCUGCAGCUCUGCUGAAGCCGAUGGGUCUGUCGGUGAUCCACCUGCUCCCUCUGCGGAUGCAGCUGAUGGACGAUCUCAUGACCGACUGCCUGCUUCUGGUGGACUGCUACCUGAACACCAGCCACUACCUGCCCGACGAGAUGGAGCACGCCAGCCCGGAAAGCAUGUUGGAGUUGCCCAGAGAGCUGAAGCAGCUGGAGCCGCUCCUCCAGGAGCGUCAGAAGUUAGCCGCAGAGCAAUACCCCGUCACGGAGCAGGGCCUGCUGGCACGCUUCCAACAACAACCCGAGUGCUCAUCUGAGGUCUCACCUGCAGCCGAGGACCAGAACGGAACGCUGCCGAAGCCUUCUAACACCCAGGCGUGUCGACGCAGCCCUCCGUCUGUGAACGGCAGAGGAAGGCCAGGCGAAUUCAUUAACAUCACCUGCGUUCAGAACAAGGCGCCAGCCGCCCCGGCCUUCCCGUUCAUCGGUAGAGGCUUCCUCCUCCACAUGCCUCCGGCUCAGGGUCCCGGAUGGAGCGCCGCGGCUCCUCCAGCUCCCAGACUAACAGCAAGACCUGAUCCUGAAGAAGAGGAAGACCUCGGCUGGUAG
This is a messenger RNA of Salarias fasciatus (jewelled blenny), 1350 nucleotides long. It is a transcript of the gene exd1, whose product is annotated as exonuclease 3'-5' domain containing 1. Gene Ontology annotation, cellular component: PET complex. Lineage: Eukaryota; Metazoa; Chordata; Actinopteri; Blenniiformes; Blenniidae. Gene Ontology annotation, molecular function: 3'-5' exonuclease activity; nucleic acid binding. The transcript is spliced from 11 exons. Bases 1 to 1350 code for a protein of 449 amino acids. The record is from RefSeq and is a predicted model, not a curated record. Gene Ontology annotation, biological process: piRNA processing; nucleobase-containing compound metabolic process.